GGCAAGAACCGCCCUUGCAAUCGCUUGCUCGUCUUGCUCGAAUCCGCCGCCACCACAUUCUCCGAGUCGUGCGCUUCGCGGCCGGGAGCGAGGAGGAAGGAGAGCAUGGCCGGGAAGGGAGGGAAGGGGCUGAUCGCCGCGAAGAUUGCGGCCGGCAUGGACAAGGAGAAGAAGCCGCCGAUCACCCGCUCCGCGCGCGCCGGCCUCCAGUUCCCCGUCGGACGCAUCCACCGCCAGCUGAAAGAAAGGUCGCAGGCGAGCGGGCGGGUGGGAGCAACGGCGGCCGUGUACGCGGCAGCGAUCCUGGAGUACCUGACGGCCGAGGUCCUGGAGCUGGCCGGGAACGCGAGCAAGGACCUCAAGAUGAAGCGCAUCAGCCCCCGGCACCUGCAGCUGGCGAUCCGCGGGGACGAGGAGCUGGACACGCUGAUCAAGGGCACCAUCGCCGGCGGCGGCGUCAUCCCCCACAUCCACAAGUCCCUCAUCAACAAGGGUGUCAAGGAGUGAUCGAGCAAGUCUGUCGGGUGACCGUGACUCGGCGGCGCUGUGGUUCUUGUCCUGAUAUCCUCUGAGACUGAGACAAACCUGGUAACCUGAAGAUUGCCCUGCUGUCAGACCUGUGGCUGCUGAAUCAUAUAUACAUACAUUGUAGUAAUCUGUGAUGAGAUGUAUCGGCUACGGUGCCUGAACCUUCUUGGGCUUCUUGGUCGGUUAAACAUGUUCAUGUUCUGCUGGGAUUAGUUGGGCUCAUUGUUUGGUUGGGCAGUUUGGCUGUGCUCUGCUCGUUUCUUGCAGGAAAGGAAGCUGAUUGAUGGUCUCUCUC
Molecule: messenger RNA, 823 nt
Organism: Sorghum bicolor (sorghum)
Lineage: Eukaryota; Viridiplantae; Streptophyta; Magnoliopsida; Poales; Poaceae
Product: probable histone H2A variant 3
Exons: 3
Coding region: 106-507 (133 amino acids)
Cellular component (GO): nucleosome
Molecular function (GO): protein heterodimerization activity; structural constituent of chromatin; DNA binding
Source: RefSeq, a predicted model, not a curated record